UCCAGUUACCUAGAUCCCUUUCGCCAGCCGCACCUUAGAUCCCUUGGCCUUUCCGUCUCGUGAAUCUUGGAUCUCGGGUCAACCCUGGCCGCUUUUGACGGACGGUUUGCGGAUUUUAUUCCUUUAGCUCGAGCUUUAGCUCCCAUGGGGCUGCUUAUCCAGCGUCGCGUCGUCUCGCUGCUCGCCAUCUUCCUUCUCGCCGCGUCUCUCGCGCCGGCUCUUGGGGCGGAUGCCGAUGCCACUGCAACUCCGCAGUUCGCGCGCGCGCGGCUGAGGCGGGCGGGGGAGCUCACGCCGGAGCGGAUCGAGGCGCAGCGCGCGUGGCUGUCGUCGUCGGCGUUCAAGCAGCGCCUCCUCUCGGCCAGCGGGCUGCGCCCCGACAACGCGGAGACCGGCGCAAACGGCGCAAACGGGGCGCGCGCGGGGCCGGACGUGGUUCCUUUGAACAACUUCAUGGACGCGCAGUACUACAUGGAGAUCGGCAUCGGGUCGCCGCCGCAGACGUUCAAAGUGGUGCCCGACACCGGCAGCAGCAACCUCUGGGUGCCCUCGCGCCGCUGCUACCUCUCCCUCGCGUGCCUCAACCACGCCAAGUACGAUUCGCGCAAGUCGCAGACGUACGAGGCCGACGGAACCCCCUUCGCCAUCCAGUAUGGCAGCGGCGCCAUGAAGGGCUUCCAGUCCAAAGACCAAGUGACGGUCGGCGACGUGACUAUAGCGGGGCAGACCUUCGCCGAGGCCACCAGCGAGCCGGGCCUUGCCUUCUUCGCGGCAAAAUUCGACGGGAUCAUGGGGUUGGGCUUUAAGGAGAUCUCGGUGAAUCAGAUCGUGCCGCCCUGGUAUAAUAUGUUGGAGCAGGGGCUGGUGCCCGAGCCCGUGUUCUCCUUCUGGUUUAACCGGGACCCCGAGGGGGAGGCGGGCGGGGAGGUGGUGUUUGGCGGAGUGGAUGAGGCGCACUUCAAGGGGAAGCACUCGUGGGCGAAUGUCAGCAGGCGCGGGUACUGGGAGUUUAAGAUGGGCGAUGUGCUCAUCAACGGGUCCACCACCAGCAUCUGCAAGAAUGGCUGUGCGGCCAUCGCUGACACCGGCACCUCCCUCAUCGCUGGACCCUCGGCAGUGAUAGCAGAGAUCAACGCGGCCAUCGGAGCCAAGGGCGUGCUCAGCCAGGCGUGCAAGCAGCUGGUGCACGACUACGCUGUAAUCAUCAUCGACCUGCUCGAGCAGAAGAUGGAUCCGUCCCUGGUGUGCCAUGCCAUCGGCCUCUGUGAUGACAUGGCUGCCAGCACCGCCCACAGCACGCCCGUGCCCAGCAUGAGCCGCCGCCUGCUAGGCUGGGAGGAGGACCCGAUCAUCAAGAUGCCAGGGGACAGCAACGUGGACGAUUCUGGCGUGAAUGGUGCGAUCGGUGACAAGGCGAGUGGCAGUGGCAGUGGCAGCGGCAGCAACGGGGGGCGCUUGGGAGACCCCAAGUGCUCCCUGUGCGAGGCGACGGUGAUCUGGGUGCAGAACCAGCUGGCAAGAAACAAGACUCGCAGCGAGAUCAUCAGCCACCUCAAUAAGAUGUGCGAGCACAUUCCCAGCCCGGGAGGGCAGGCGCAGGUUGACUGCAGCAAGGUGCACAAGAUGCCAGCAGUGGCGUUCACCAUCGGGGAGAAGCAGUUUGAGCUGCGCCCGGAGCAGUACGUGCUGCAGGCGGGGCAGGCCGGCCAGCAGCUGUGUAUUAGCGGCUUCCUGCCUCUCGACGUGCCUGAGCCUCUUGGCCCCAUCUGGAUUUUGGGAGACACGUUCCUGGGGGCGUACCACUCGGUGUACGACUUUGGCAAGGCGCGCGUGGGCUUUGCCGAGUCCGCGUGAUGAUCAGCAUCAUGUCGACUUGGUGUGGUGGGGUGGCAUUGAUUAGACGCUGCGCUCAUGUUGCGUCCGGCAUUCCAUCUACUCGGUUGAAUAUGCUGCUGGUACCUUGGUGCUCAGUCAGUAGAUACUGUUAGGAAGACCUGUGGUGUGGCACUUUUCUCUAUCAAACUAUUUGGGCAUUCUGUAUUGAAAGGAAGUUGCUAGCUGCAAUGGUCACAUACUGGUGGCAGUACUCAAUUCAGGGUAUUUGAGUUAUUGUGGCAUGCCCACAAGCGGGAAAGGGGGAAUGGCUAGCCGGCUUAGAACCACAACACCCUAGCUGAUUUUAGCUGACGUGCAUGGUGUUUCUAGCCCUGAUC
Messenger RNA from Closterium sp. NIES-67, 2213 nucleotides. The record is from the annotation of a GenBank genome assembly. NCBI's taxonomy places the organism in Eukaryota, Viridiplantae, Streptophyta, Zygnematophyceae, Desmidiales, Closteriaceae.